Messenger RNA from Theileria annulata, 525 nucleotides. RefSeq names its product SfiI-subtelomeric fragment related protein family member, putative. The transcript has a single exon. Lineage: Eukaryota; Apicomplexa; Aconoidasida; Piroplasmida; Theileriidae. The coding region runs from base 1 to 525 and encodes 174 amino acids. The record is from RefSeq and is a predicted model, not a curated record.
AUGUUAAUGCUAAUCAGUCUACCGAUCAGUUCGACCACUGACCAUAAUGGAGUCAUCACUUAUACACCUAAGCCUGGGAAUGUAUUCAGUAAGCUUGUGGAUGGAGCCACUGAUAUCUGGGAGUCCAAGCCUGGUUUGUAUGGUACCUUGGUCAGGACUAUGACUAGCAAUGGUGUUAGAUACCUAGCUGUCCUUUUGGAUAAUAAUAUGUUCAAGCUAUUCAAACUAGACGAUGACAACUGGAAGGAUAUCACUACUAAGAGGUAUGAUGUUUCUAACCUUAAAUUCCUUGGAGAGAGUGAUACUGAACUCACCAAGAAAGAUUACGCAGUAACCUUAACUGACGACAUGUAUGAAUACAAGUUCAAUGAUGGAGUCAACUGUAGAAAGAUCACAUAUAAUGAUAUGCCAGUUUGGAAACACACUGACGACCCCAACUUCUCUGAGAUAAGGUCACUUUCCCUGGAUCUUCCAAGAAACAAGUUCUUAGUUAUGAAGAAUCUAACUAAUUACAGCACAAACUAA